UGAACCUGAAAGAAGUGAAAACAGGGACUCAAACAAAUACAUGUCCACACAGAUGCAUAGCAGCACAUGUCCCAAUAGGCAAAAGGUGGAGACAUCUAAGCUGUCCAUCAACAGAUGGAUGAAUAAACACAUUGUGAUAUAUCCUUACCAUGGAAAGUCACUCAGCAGAAGAAAUAAAGCGCUGACGCAUGUCACAAAGUGGAUGAACCUCGAGAAUAUCAUGCCGAGUCCAAGAAGCCAAACACAGGUCACAUGUGGUAUGAUUCCAUUGAUAUGAAAUGUCCAGAACAGGAUGCUGCCCAUCACGGAACAUCUGCUGCACCUGCUGGGACUGGAGAAGACCGCCUUCCGCCUGUAUGCCGUGUCUGCGCUCCUCCUCUCCCUGCUCUUCUUCCUCUUCCACCUGCUGCUGCGGUUCCUGCGGCUCUGCUGGCACUUCUAUGUCACCUGCCGCCGGCUGCGCUGCUUCCCCCAGCCACCCCGGCGCAAAAAAAGGCUGCUGGGCCACCUGGGCAUGUACCUCCCAAAUGAGAUGGGCCUCCAGGAUGAGAAGAAGGUGCUGGACAACAUGCACCAUGUGAUCUUGGUGUGGAUGGGACCUGUCUUGCCACUGGUGGUUCUGGUGCACCCUGAUUACAUCAAACCCGUGGUGGGCGCCUCAGCCGCCAUUGCCCCCAAGGAUGACCUUUUCUAUGGCUUCCUGAAACCUUGGUUAGGGGAUGGACUGCUGCUCAGCAAAGGUGAGAAGUGGAGCCGGCACCGCCGCCUGCUGACUCCUGCCUUCCACUUUGACAUCCUGAAGCCCUACAUGAAGAUAUUCAAUCAGUGCACCAACAUCAUGCAUGCUAAAUGGCGGCGCCUGGCGGAGGGUCCAAUGGUCUCCCUUGAUAUGUUUGAGCAUGUCAGCCUCAUGACCCUGGACAGUCUUCAGAAAUGUGUCUUCAGCUACAAUAGCAACUGCCAGGAGAAGAUGAGCGAUUACAUCUCAGCCAUCAUUGAGCUGAGUGCGCUGUCGGUCCGACGCCAAUAUCGCCUGCACCACUACAUCGACUUCAUCUACUACCGCACAGCAGACGGGCGGCGCUUCCGUCAGGCCUGUGACACCGUGCACAGCUUCACCACCGAGGUCAUCCAGGAGCGGCGGCUGGCGCUGCGCCAGCAGGGGGCCGAGGCCUGGCUCAAGUCCAAGCAGGGCAAGACCUUGGAUUUCAUCGAUGUGCUGCUCCUGGCCAAGGAUGAAGAUGGAAAGGGACUGACAGAUGAGGACAUCCGAGCUGAGGCGGACACAUUCAUGUUUGAGGGUCACGACACAACGUCCAGUGGGCUCUCGUGGGUGCUGUUUAACCUGGCCAAGCACCCAGAGUACCAGGAGAAGUGCCGGGAGGAGAUCCAGGAAGUCAUGAAAGGCCGGGAGCUGGAGGAGCUGGAGUGGGAUGACCUGCCUCUGCUGCCCUUCACCACUAUGUGCAUCAAAGAGAGCCUCCGCCAGUUCCCACCCGUGACCCUGGUCUCCCGCCGCUGCACGGAGGACAUCAAGCUCCCGGAUGGGCGCAUCAUCCCCAAAGGAAUCAUCUGCCUGGUCAGCAUCUAUGGGACCCACUACAACCCCACAGUGUGGCCUGACUCCAAGGAACUGCAUCGGACAGAGCUUCGCAAUGGCCGAGAUGCGCGUGGCCGUGGCGCUGACUCUGCUGCGCUUCCGCCUGAGCGUGGACCGAACGCGCAAAGUUCGGCGGAAGCCGGAGCUCAUAUUGCGCACGGAGAAUGGCAUCUGGCUCAACGUAGAGCCCCUCCCUCCGCGGGCCUGAGCCUGAGAGCCGGUGCGCCCCUGCGGAGCCCGGGGCCUAAGCCCCGCCUAGAGGCCGAAGCCCCGCCCUCGAGGGACCAGACCACGCCCCUAAGUCCUGUGGACAUAGGCCACGCCCCUCGAAGUUCAGGCUCCGCUCAGGGGGAUCAGGGUCCUCCACUGAGCAGCGGGUAGGUGCAAGCCACGCCCCUCAAGGCGAGGCCACGCCCCUUGAGUUCCAGGACCCACCCACCGAGUGCUGUCCUCUGGUUUGAGGGCCAGGCUAGGCCACACCCCUUGGGCCCAGACCCCGCCCCCAGCAUCCUGCGGCUUCAGGUCUUCAGGCCUCUCCCGCGGAGCCUUCUAAGACCCUAAGGCCAGACAUCUAAAGCGUCCUGGAUUCAAGCCCUGCCCCACGCGGAUCUGACGGGCUUCUAAAUGGAGGACUUGGGAGCUGGAGCCCGAGGUCAGAGCCUUGAACCUGGAUAUCGCCUUCCUGAAGCCCCCAGCUCGGAUGGGCGAACUUCUCAGGCAUCAGGCUACCUCCUGUGGCCCUGCUGUUUGCUUUUCUUGUUUUGUAAACUCGAACCCUCCUUCCAAGCCCCUUCCUUCCUCCCUUACUCAAAGGCCCUUUGCUAAGGGUGUUGAUAUUUGUAGAAUAAAAGCAAGGGAUACAGACAUCCACCAUCAUC
Myotis brandtii (Brandt's bat) is the source of this 2478-nucleotide messenger RNA. RefSeq names its product cytochrome P450 4F22. The transcript is spliced from 12 exons. Gene Ontology annotation, biological process: ceramide biosynthetic process. The record is from RefSeq and is a predicted model, not a curated record. Lineage: Eukaryota; Metazoa; Chordata; Mammalia; Chiroptera; Vespertilionidae. Gene Ontology annotation, molecular function: heme binding; monooxygenase activity; oxidoreductase activity, acting on paired donors, with incorporation or reduction of molecular oxygen. Gene Ontology annotation, cellular component: endoplasmic reticulum membrane. Bases 293 to 1981 code for a protein of 562 amino acids.